Molecule: messenger RNA, 1085 nt
Organism: Camellia sinensis
Lineage: Eukaryota; Viridiplantae; Streptophyta; Magnoliopsida; Ericales; Theaceae
Source: RefSeq, a predicted model, not a curated record
UUCUUCUGUAAAAAAUAAAAAAUAAAAACUGGUAUUUUGUUUUGAUUUUCUAUAAUUUUAGUUGGUUCCACUGUAGUUCAAGUUAAGGUCAUUUGUGGACACUUUGCUCAGGAUUACAAAGUUAAUUACAGUUUUUAUCAACUCAAAUUCACAUUCCUUUGUGAAUUUAUUUGGUGGUGGUGUUAUGGUUAUGUUGUCUUUUGUAUUCAUCAUGUUCAUACCUUCCUUUGCUCUAUGAUUGAAUUAAUUUAAUUGAUAAGUACUUGUUCAAGGGCUUGCAGGCUUUGGAUUCAUUUUCUUUCUUUUCAACAGAGUAAUUUAGUUUGUUGUGGGCUUGGUAUUUGAGGAUGGGUGAUCACUUUGUAUUGCUGGUUGAUCGUUUGCUUACUGAAUCGACUUUGGAAGCUGCAAUCGAGCACAGUAAUCUGUCAAAGCAAUUGACAGCGUUAGCAACUGAUGACAUCAAAAUUGAUUGCCCUUCACAUGUCUCCGUUUUGAGAAAUUGUUCGUCUUCAGGGAAGAUAGUGGAAUGCAGGAUAUGCCAGGAUGAGGAUGAAGAUUCAAAUAUGGAGACACCUUGCUCUUGCUGUGGCAGCUUGAAGUAUGUUCAUCGCAGAUGCAUACAAAGAUGGUGUAACAAGAAAGGUGACAGUGUGUGUGAGAUAUGUCACCAGCCAUUCAAACCAGGCUGUACAGCACCUCCUCCUAUGUUUCAACUUGGGAGUAUUCCAAUGAACUUUAGAGGAAAUUGGGAGAUCUCCAGAAGGGACCCGAAUAACCCUUGCUUUAUAGCUAUGGUGACAAUUGAGCCUAAUUUUGUUGAUCCAGACUAUGAUGAGUAUGCUGCUUUUGAAUCAAGAAGUCUGUUUUGCUGUCAUUCUGUUGCUGCAAUUUUGUUGCUUUUGCGAACUACUGGAAUUAUUGUGCCAAUAAACAUUAUGGUGACGGCAGUGAAUGCCAUCAAAUGUUGCCAACGCCAACGGAUUAAUUCUGUGGCUACAAUUCCACAAUUCACGCAUCAAUCAUUGAACGAUAAUACUACAGCUGACAAAAGUGACUAUCUUUGGUAUUCACUAAGGCAUUAA